Betta splendens (Siamese fighting fish) is the source of this 5087-nucleotide messenger RNA. RefSeq names its product nidogen-1-like. NCBI's taxonomy places the organism in Eukaryota, Metazoa, Chordata, Actinopteri, Anabantiformes, Osphronemidae. The transcript is spliced from 21 exons. The record is from RefSeq and is a predicted model, not a curated record. The coding region runs from base 195 to 4142 and encodes 1315 amino acids. Gene Ontology annotation, molecular function: calcium ion binding. Gene Ontology annotation, biological process: cell-matrix adhesion.
AUUAGAUGCCUCCAUCGACUCCUCUUCAGACGUCUGCUUCACACAGAGCGGAGGAGGAGGAGAGGCACCGCCCCUCUUCUAGCCGGUGCCUGAUGGAAGGCGGUUGGUGGCUGCUGGUCACAUGAUCCAGCUCCUCUGAAGCUCCGCUUUCCGUCGGUCGCUUCGCCUUCGCUGGACCGAGUCUGUGGAGCAUCAUGGGUCUCUGGUGCCGCUGCGCGUGGGUCUGGUGUUGCUUGCUGAGCCUGGCUGUUCUGACCUGGUCACUGGAGCUGCAGGACCUGUUUGAGUUCGGGGAGGAAGCCGGAGACCAGAAGCUUCGACCCGGUCCGGAUUCCACCGUCGAGCUGCUUCUGAACGGUUCGGUCUGGUUCUUUGGACAAAGUCUGGACAAAGUUUACGUCUGCACCAACGGCCUGGUGGCAGGAGCACAACCUCCGGCGGAGGAGCGCUACCUGGGGAGGACGCCGGCCGCCUUCCCAGCGAUGGCCGUCCUGCUGGGAGACCUGGACACGGGCGACGCGGGGGCCGUGUUCUUCAGGGAGGACGCUGCGCCACGCGUUCUACGCCAGGCUGCUGAGCACAUCGGCAGAGCCUUCCCCUCGGUCACGGCUGUGGACCCCUCCAGCGCCCUCAUCGUCACGUGGCAGAACAUGGCUGCCCACGGGACACUGGGACGAGGGGACGGACUGGACACGAAGAGGAACACCUUCCAGCUGGUCGUGGCCUCCACGGCGUCGGCCUCCUUCGCCAUCCUCCUGUACCCCAGAGGCACCCUGCAGUUCGUCUCCACGGCCGUAGGGGGCGCUAGUCGCCUGUUGGAGGCUGGCUUCAACCAAGGCCUGGUGCAGCAUUGGCUGUGGGGCAGCACGCAGGGGAAGCACUUCCCCACCACCACCGAGGAAGAGGCCUCCGUCAGGGAACUUACCGAAAAGACAAACUCAGGACGCAGAGGAGUUUGGGUUUACGACAUCAGUGGGACACACAUCGCAGCGGGACUGGUUCCAUCGGACCUCUCCUCAGCGGAACCGACCACAGAUCCCACCUCCACCAUCCAGCCGGCCUUGAUGAUCCAAGAGGUUCCAGAAGAAAAUGAAGACUUUUCAACUGAGACCCCUCUUGAGUUCCAGCCUCGUUUUCCAGAGGCUGAAGUCAUCACCCCAGAAUACAGCGAGUCCGGGCCCGAGGACCCGGACCACAUAGAACCAGACCUGUUUGAAGCAGGAAAACCUGAGACGGAGGCUGUGACUGCAGCAAACACACACCCAACCCAGCCUGAGCUGAGACACCGAGGCCAACCCAAAACCACAAACCCAACACAUGCCGCCCCUGAAACCACAGAACCACUGUACUCUACAGUCGGGUCGAUGCACCCUGAGCAAGCAGAGAGCACAGAACCCACUGAGCCCCUGCCACCAGCCCACAUCCCUGAGUCUGGUGUGCCCACAUUCCCUGCGGUGCAUCCGAUGCCGGACCCUGACCUGGUCCAGUCACGGUACAUACACCCCGACUCUGCCCAGCCCCAGAUGGUCACAGUGGAUGAGGAUGAAGAUCUGGAUAUUGAUGUGUUUUCAUACAGUUUGGAGACUUGCGCCCACAACCGCCACAGAUGUUCAGCUUUCGCCGACUGCAGAGAUCACAGCGGUGGCUACUGCUGCCACUGUCGUCCUGGUUACUAUGGCAACGGCAAAGACUGUGUUGCAGAAGGCAAACCUCAGCGGAUGAAUGGGAAAGUGAGCGGCCGUGUGUUUGUGGGCGACAUGCUCAUAGAGCUUCAGAACAAGGACCUGCACUCGUACGUUGUGGCCAACGAUGGACGGGCCUACGUGGCCGUCAGCAGCAUCCCCCCCAGCCUGGGGCCGUCGCUGCUGCCGCUGUCGCCGCUGGGCGGAGUCAUCGGCUGGGCCUUCGCCCUAGAGCAGCCCGGCUUCCGGAACGGCUUCAGCCUCGUCGGGGGCGUGUUCGCUCGACAGGCUGAGGUCACCUUCCAGCCCGGAAACGAGCGUCUGAGCAUCAAGCAGCAGUUCACUGGCAUCGACGAGCACGACCAUCUGGUGGUGAGCACCGAGAUGGAGGGACACGUGCCGGUCGUCCCGCUAGGGUCCACGGUCCAGAUCGACCCGUACAAGGAGAUCUACCAAUACGACAGAAACCUGGUCACAUCCUCCUCCAACCGCAACUACACCGUCACCUCCCCCCACGGCCUCGUCCAGGGCAGAAGCUACCAGUGGCGCCAGACGAUCACCUUCCAGAGCUGCCCACACGAUGACACCAGCAGGACAGCGGCGCCGACCCAGCAGCUCAGCGUAGACCAGAUCUUUGUCAUGUUCGACCCCGACAACCUGCUGAUCCGCUAUGCGAUGAGCAACAGGAUCGGGCCCAUCCACAGCAGCCUCCCGGAGCAGAACCCCUGCUUCACGGGUCGGCACGGCUGCGACAUCAACGCCGUGUGCCGGCCGGCCGACGGACUCCACUUCUCCUGUCAAUGUGCCGCUGGUUUCACUGGAGACGGACGCUAUUGUCAUGACGCUGAUGAGUGCCAGCAGAUUCCUCCGGUCUGUGGAACCAACGCCAUCUGCAGCAAUCAGCCCGGAACGUUCCGCUGUGAAUGCACCGCCGGCUUCGUGUUCGCCAGCGAUGGGAGAACCUGCAGCGAGGAGAGGCGUCCGGUCAACCACUGUCAGACAGGAAGCCACGACUGCGACGCCGCUGACAGAGCUGUGUGCAGCUACAGAGGCGGCUCGGCCUACGCCUGCUCCUGCCUGCCGGGCUUCGUGGGCGACGGUCGGAUGUGUCAGGACUCGGACGAGUGUCAGCAGGACCCGUGUCAUCGUGAUGCUCUUUGCUCCAACGCGCACGGAUCCUACACCUGCCAAUGCCGCCCUGGUUUCCAUGGCGAUGGCUUCCAGUGCAGCCCCACGUCCACAGAGCGAGAGAAGAGUCCGUGUGAGCGUCACAGAGACCAGGCCUCCUCCUCCACCGGCCUCCUGUCCUUCUUCCGCCCUCGGCCGCCCGUCGGCCUCUACGUCCCUCAGUGCGACCAGCACGGAGCCUACGAGUCCACGCAGUGCCACAGCAGCUUGGGCCAGUGCUGGUGCGUGGAUGCCAGCGGUCAGGAGCUUCCCAACACCCGGACGGGCCCAGGAAGCACUCCUCUGUGCAUCAACCAGGCAGUGAGUCCUCCUCCGGUGGGUCCGACGCCGCGGCCCGAUGUCCGGCCCGUUGCUCCGGGGACACACCUGCUGUUCGCUCAGAGCGGGAAAAUCGAGCACGUGCCUCUGGACGGAUACAGGAUCAAGAAGCAGGAGGCCAAACCGCUGCUGCACGUUCCGGACCGGGUGCUGAUCGCUGUGACCUACGACUGUGUGGAGAAGACCGUUUACUGGACAGACAUCACGGGUCCGUCCAUCAGCAGGGCCCGUCUGAGCGGAGGCGACAUCAGCCCGGUCAUCACCAAAGAGCUGCAGAGUCCAGAAGGCGUGGCCGUCGACCACGUGGCCCGUCUGCUCUUCUGGACCGACUCCAUGCGAGACACCGUGGAGGUUUCCAAGCUGGACGGCAGCCAACGCAGAGUCCUGUUUGACACGGAGCUGGUCAGCCCUCGACCCAUCGUCACCAACCCAGCGUACGGGCGGAUCUACUGGGCUGACUGGAACAGAGACGGUCCUAAAAUAGAGAUGUCCAACAUGGACGGGACUGAGCGAACCAUCCUGGUGAAAGAUGACCUGGGGCUUCCCAACGGUUUGACCUUUGACCCUGACAACCAGCUGCUGUGCUGGGCCGACGCAGGUACUCGUAAGCUGGAGUGUAUGGACCCUCACCGCAGAAUCCGCAGGCAGGUCGCUGACGGGAUCCAGUAUCCCUUUGCUCUCGUCUCCUACGGAAAGAACCUGUAUUACACCGACUGGAGAAGAGAGGCCGUCGUUGCUGUGGACCGUCGCUCAGAGAAAGAGACGCAAGAGUUUCUACCUCAGAGACGCUCUCGGGUCUACGGCAUCACCACAACAACGACACAGUGUCCACAAGUCUACAACUACUGCUCCAACAACGGUGGCUGUUCUCACCUGUGUCUUCCUCGACUCGGAGGCUUCACCUGCCGAUGCCCAGACGCGUCCGAUGCUCAGUGUGCGGAGAUGAACCCGUGACUCCGCAGGAGGCAGCGACGCUUCUCCACUCGUUUUGGGCUUUUCUACUUUUCAUACUUGAACAACUCUACAACCAGCUCACGUGUUCAGACCUCACAGUAUUUAUUGUAGUUUAAGCAGUUUGUGCAGGAUUUGUUUCAAAGCCAAGUUGGAACUAAACGUGAUGUGAUUACAGGGAUCUUUAAGAGCCAAGGACCAACAAGCUUAAAGUUGUUUUUGGUUUUUACCCGAGGGACGUCAGGUUGUUUACAGUGGUUUUAAAGUUACACUUCUUUUAGUAGAUUUUAUAGGAUGUGGUGUAAGAUACGUGCAAGAAGCAAUCAAGCGCUACCAAAGUGUUUUAUAAGUUGAACAAAUCCUCAGCAGGAAUAAAAGAAGCAGCAACCAUUAGUUUUUCAAUAAAGGCACGAGGCAUUAGCCUCAGGACAAACUGAGCCCAGCAGGAAACCAGCACCUGAGCCAAGGUUGGAUGUCCAGCUUCUAAAGGUUAAUGGUUGGUCAGUAAAACAACCUCUGAUCACACGUUGGUUCUAUUGACAGGUUCAUCACACAUUAAUCAGUGUGUAACAUUAAAAGUCAUUUGUUUUGCUUCUUAGCUGAACUUAACUUGUGUUGCAUUAACAUCCCUCUAUGCUAAAACCAGGGCUGUUAGACUGGUGUGCCUUAUCAGAGUGGGAGCUGGAUCACAGCUGGAUCACUAGCAGAACUGCUAGAACCCGCUCCCAGAACCCAUUCAUUGGAGCUUCAUAAGAGCUAGAACCACUUAUACAGUAAGAUUUAUAAUGUGUUUUGUUACUGUUUUAUAUGAAUGAGCUGUUAAUGUUCAGAUGGUGCCCGUGAGGGAUUGUGUGAGCAGCUCGUGUUGGACUGGAGACUCACUUAUUGACUCAUCACAGUUGGUGCUUUCAUUCUGAAUAAAACCUUUUACACGGAGGAGGCCGAGAA